Notodromas monacha is the source of this 1018-nucleotide messenger RNA. NCBI's taxonomy places the organism in Eukaryota, Metazoa, Arthropoda, Ostracoda, Podocopida, Cyprididae. The record is from the annotation of a GenBank genome assembly.
AUUUAUGUAUGUUUGUAGGUCUAUUUCUGCGAUUUGUUGCGCGGAGGUUUUGGUUUUUGGACGUGAAGGUGCAGUUAAGAAAAGAUGGUGGAAGUGCGAGUUGAUAACCGUUCUAGCAUCGCUACUGCUGAUGAAGACAAGAAGGACAGCGUUGUACAAGUGAAGCAUUUGCUUCAAAAUUCGUGGACUCUUUGGUUUUUCCGUAACGACCGAGAGGCUAAAGAUUGGAGCUCCAAUCAAACGGAAGUUGCUACUGUUGGAACCGUCGAAGAUUUCUGGGCCCUGUACAAUCAUAUCGAAUGUUGCUCCAAACUUCCGCAAGGAUGCGAUUACAGCAUUUUCAAGAAAGGCAUUCAGCCUGCUUGGGAAGAUGCAAAAAAUAAGAACGGAGGCCGCUGGAUGAUUCAACUUGAUAAAAGCCCGUCGAAAGCUGAUACUGACAAGUACUGGAUGGAAAUCUGCAUGAUGCUCGUUGGAGAGGCGUUCGAAGACGAUAACGAACUGGUCAACGGAGCUGUCGUGAGCGUCCGAGGAAAGGGCGAUCGAUUGGCCGUGUGGCUUUCUUGUGAUCAUUCCAAGGAAGAUCGCAUUAAGCAAAUCGGUCGCUUGAUCAAGAAGAGGCUGGAGAUCAACAAGUCCAUAAACUUCCAAACGCACGCCGAUUCGGCGGCGAAGAACAGCUCCAACGUGAAGUCGACGUUCAGCGUAUAAAUCCCGGGAGACUUCGGCUGUGAGCUGUCGGAAGGCUCUGCAUUCUUCUCUCUUCUCUCUGCUCGUCCAAAGGGAAAAUUUUCUGUAUUAGAAGAAACGUUGUUUCUCUCUCCCGUGAUAUAAUCAUCCACUCGUGAACUUACCGUGAGUGUCAUGAGUCACACGCUCAUUCCAGUCUCUGGAUUGGUUGGAAUGAAGAAUAUGAAAUACUCCGGUCAGGAGUUGGUAACCUCAUUUCUAAAUCAUUUUCGUGCUUUCCCAUCAUAUUUUUGUCUCGUGGCGUGACUUAUCUGUAAUUUAUUCCCAU